Drosophila persimilis is the source of this 2714-nucleotide messenger RNA. RefSeq names its product serine/threonine-protein kinase fused (gene fu). The transcript has 4 exons. Gene Ontology annotation, cellular component: cytoplasm. Lineage: Eukaryota; Metazoa; Arthropoda; Insecta; Diptera; Drosophilidae. The coding region runs from base 264 to 2699 and encodes 811 amino acids. Gene Ontology annotation, molecular function: protein kinase activity; ATP binding. Gene Ontology annotation, biological process: protein phosphorylation. The record is from RefSeq and is a predicted model, not a curated record.
GCCUACUUGUGCAUGAAAAACUGCUGCGGGGAAUUGCGAAUUGUGAUCCCGGUGUCCUAAAUCCAUUUUUCCAAAUGAUCGUGAUUCCAAUUAUUAUUGGUAUUAUAGCUUUUGAGCCAUAUUUUAAGAUAUCCCGUUGUUCCUCAUCGCUGCCGUUGCCAUAUCCGAGUACAGUGCCAAACAUCUGGCCACACUGCUUCAGCGGGGGCGGCAUCAACAAUUGAUUGGAAAUAAAAACAUUUAAUUGGAUUGAAAGGAACACGAUGAACCGCUACGCGGUCAGCUCGCUGGUGGGCCAAGGCUCCUUCGGCUGCGUGUACAAGGCGCAGCGACGAGACGACGAAAAGGUUGUGGCUAUCAAAGUCAUUUCGAAGCGUGGGCGAUCGAAUCGAGAGCUGAAGAACCUGCGCAGGGAAUGCGACAUUCAGGCGCGCCUCAAGAAUCCGCAUGUCAUCGAGAUGAUCGAGUCUUUCGAGUCGAAGUUUGACCUGUUCGUGGUAACGGAGUUCGCGCUGAUGGACCUUCAUCGGUACCUGUCUUUUAACGGGGCCAUGGCCGAGGAGCAUGCGCGCCGUGUCAUUGGUCAUUUGGUCUCGGCCCUGUACUAUCUGCACUCCAAUCGCAUUCUGCACCGCGACCUGAAGCCGCAGAAUGUCCUCCUGGACAAAAACAUGCACGCCAAGCUCUGCGACUUUGGCCUGGCACGGAACAUGACCCUGGGCACCCAUGUCCUCACGUCCAUCAAGGGAACACCGCUGUACAUGGCCCCCGAGUUGCUAGCCGAGCAGCCGUACGACCAUCAGGCGGACAUGUGGUCUCUCGGGUGCAUUGCCUACGAGAGCAUGGCCGGGCAGCCGCCCUUCUGCGCCACCUCCAUCCUGCAUCUGGUGAAGUUGAUCAAGCACGAGGACGUCAAGUGGCCGAGCACGCUGAGCAGCGAGUGCCGCUCCUUCCUGCAGGGCCUGCUGGAGAAGGACCCCGGCAUGCGCAUCUCCUGGACGCAGCUGCUCUGCCAUCCCUUUGUCGAGGGCAAGCUGUACAUAGCCGAGGUCCAGGCAGAGGCUGCCCAGGCUUCGCCCUUCAUCAAUCCCAAGGCGGCCGUCAAGGACCACUCCAGGCGUGUCAAACAGUCCAGCCAGAGGACGGCGGACCUGAAUGAUGUUCUGGCAGCACUGAAUCUUGGUGACAUGGCCAACGAGAACCUGAGCACCUCCCGCGACAGCAUCAACGCCAUUGCCCCCAGCGACAUCGAGCAGCUGGAAACGGACGUCGAGGACAACGGGCAUCGCGUGCUCGUUCCCUUUGCAGAUGUUUCUUUCAGGGACAUGACCACCGCUUCCCCCACUUCUGCAGCCGGCGGCGCCGCCGGGGGUCCGCUUGUAAACUCGCAGACCUGCUUCGUGAGCGGAAACUCCAACAUGAUACUGAACCACCUGAACGACAACUUUCCCGUUGAAGUGCAGAUAUCAGGGGCUGCUCCAAGUGGAGGUGGAGGUGCAGGUGCAGGUGGAGGUGCCAAGGGUGUGGCCGCCAAGCUCAAGGCUGCCCUCAACCUGCGGCAGUCGUCGCGCAGCAAGGACCUAGAGAAGCGCAAGCUCAGCCAGAACCUGGAGAACUUCUCGCUGCGUCUCGGCCAGAGUAUUGACUCUGAGGCGCACCGCAAGACCACGGAAAUGCUCACGGCCCAGGAGAGGAAGUCCCGCGACAAGGAUCAGCUGAAGCAAUCGAUGCACUCCACCAACGAGGAAAAGCUGAGCAGCGACAAUACCCCGCCCUGCCUUCUGCCGGGCUGGGACAGCUGCGACGAGUCGCAGAGCCCACCGAUUGAGAACGAUGAGUGGCUGGCCUUUCUGCACCGCUCCAUACAGGAGCUGUUGGACGGGGAAUUUGACUCGCUGAAGCAGCACAAUCUUGUCAGCAUCAUCGUGGCGCCGCUGCGCAACUCGAAAGCCAUUCCCAAGGUGCUGCAGAGCGUGGCCCAGCUACUCUCCCUGCCCUUCGUGCUGGCCGAGCCACUGAUGCUGGUGGACCUCGACCUGAUCAGGAAUGUCUAUGUGGACGUCAAGCUCGUGCCCAACCUCAUGUAUGCCUGCAAGCUGCUACUCUCUCACCGCCAGCUCUCGGAUUCGGCGGCCUCUGCUCCGCUCACACUGGGCUCCCUCAGCCGCACCAUGCGAAGCAUCCCGGAGCUGAGCGUCGAGGAGAUGAGCACUGCCUGCAGUCUGUACGAGCUGGUAUGCCACUUGGUGCAUCAGCAGCAGCAGUUCCUCAGCCAGUUCUGCGACGCGGUGGCCAUUCUGGGGGUCAACGACCUCUUUCUCAAUUUCCUCACCCACGAAUUCAAGCACUCAGACUCGGACUCGAGCUCGGUGCGGCUGGCGGGCUGCAUGCUGGCGCUGAUGAGCUGCGUGCUACGCGAACUGCCCGAGAACGCCGAGCUGGUAGAGAAGAUAGCAUUCAAUCCGCGACUGCGUUUUGCCACGCUGCUCCAGAGCCGCCAUCAGUUGCUGCGCCAGCGGGCCUGCCAACUGCUCCGGCUGCUGGCCCGGUUCAGUCUCCGCGGUGUGCACUGCAUGUGGGGCGCCGACCUGAGGGGCGCCCUGCAGGCACUGGCCGACCAGCAGCUCUGCCCUGCCCUCCGUAUAGAGUCUGCCCAGACACUGGACGAGCUGAGCCAAUUCAGUUUCUUUGUGGCCUAGCAGCCCACUGCUUUA